AUUUAAUGUAAUGACAUAUCUGGUUGGCGAAAAGUUAUUGUAAACCUUUCAAAUGAAGACAGAGGAAGACCUUUUGCAGAGUUAGUAGCAGGAAAAGCGGAUAUGGGGAGCUUGAGGAGCCAUCUCUGUUUGAGAAGGAGUUUCAUCUCCGCCACAAGUUUUGCAAGAUUUUCAUCUAAAAUCACUAACAAUCCAAUAAUCUUAAGGAGUUUUAGCUCGGAUUCCGCAAUUCAAUGUGAGAAUGGUGUGUCAAUGGUACAAGGCGCAUCCAGGGGCAUAGGUCUCGAAUUUGUUCGACAACUACUGGACAAUUAUGUUAAGGGCCAUGUAAUUGCAACUUUCCGGAAUCCUAAUGGGGCUGAAAGCCUUCUAGAUUUGAAAAGGAAGCACACAGAUCGACUUACUCUUGUACAGUUAGAUGUAACAGAUGAGAGCAGCAUUGAUGUGGCAGCAAAAAUAAUUGGAGAUACUCAUGGACGAUUGGAUCUUUUAAUCAAUACCUCUGGGAUCCUGUCUAUACCCAAUGUUUUGAAGCCAGAAACAACACUCAGUAAAGUAGAGAAAUCCUCUCUGCUUUUGACUUUUGAAGUUAAUGCUGUGGGGCCACUCCUUGUAAUUAAGCACAUGUGGCCACUAUUAAAGGUAGGGGGAGGACGAGGUUCUGGAAGAGAAGCUGCUAUUGUUGCAAACUUGAGUGCUAGGGUGGGUUCCAUUGGUGAUAACAGACUAGGUGGAUGGCAUUCAUAUCGAGCCUCAAAGACAGCUCUCAAUCAAUUGAGCAAGAAUGUAGCUCUGGAAUUUGAACGUCGAAAGGAACCCAUUAUAUGCUUAUUAUUACACCCUGGAACUGUGAACACAGAUCUUUCAAGACCAUUUCAGCAAAAUGUUCCUGUAGGUAAAUUAUUUACGACCAAAUUCUCUGUAGAAAAAUUACUAUGUAUAAUUGAUGGUGCUAAAGCAAGUGAUAAUGGAAAGUUCUUAGCUUGGGAUGGUCACGAGAUACCAUGGUAGGUGUUAGCAAUCCUUAAAGGGUCAAGUUGAUUUAGAUGAAGGUAAUUAUGUUUUAGUUUGUGAUCAUAUUUUGAUUAAAUAUUACUUUUAUAUUGAGGUCCCAUAUGGAUGAGAAUAUAUGUGCUAAAUCACACAUUUAUCUUGAUUAGUUUUAUAUAAAUUACUAAUUAUGUCAA
Cryptomeria japonica (Japanese cedar) is the source of this 1187-nucleotide messenger RNA. RefSeq lists its product as uncharacterized. NCBI's taxonomy places the organism in Eukaryota, Viridiplantae, Streptophyta, Pinopsida, Cupressales, Cupressaceae. Bases 103 to 1011 code for a protein of 302 amino acids. The record is from RefSeq and is a predicted model, not a curated record. The transcript is spliced from 6 exons.